GGCUGUACGUACAAUUGUAUCGUAAAUACAUCGCGAAGGUUAUGUUAUUUAAUUUUCACACAUGGUGCACGCACAUGGUUAUAAUAUAACGUCGCAGUUUGUGUUAUUCUUUGAGAACAAAAUGUCAAGGUCGAGAAGUAGCGUUUGGGAAGAUUUCGUCAAAGUUGACUCGAAAUCUGCAGUUUGCAAUAUUUGCAAUAACGUCGUUCAAAGAUCUGGUAAUACCACAAAUUUGACUAAUCAUUUAAAAAGGUAUCAUCCAGAACAUGGAAAAACGAAAAUUGUCGAAAAUACCACGGAACUACAAGUGGCAGAUGUUACACUAUCAGACAUUCCUGCAGAACCGAAGAAUACCAAUAGUGAAAAACAUUCAAGGAAGCGGAAAAAUCAAAUGCCAAUUGAUGAUAUUUUUAAAGAUAUCGAUUCUUUUAAAAAUGGAGGAUACAAAGAGGUUGCUUUAACAGAUGCGUUAAUUUACAUGGUUGCCGUGGAUAACUUAACGCUCAACACAUCUGAAAAAAAAGGUUUUAAAAAAUUAAUAAAAGUGGCUGCACCACUGUACAAGCCUCCUAGCAGACGUACUUUAACACGAGCGAUAGAUGCGAAAUACGAAUUCUUAAGUGAAAAAAUAAAACUGGAAUUGGCCGAUGUUAAAGCCUUAUGUUUAACCUCGGAUGCAUGGAAAAAUAAUCUGACUUGUCAAACCUAUUUAGGUUUAACCGUUCACUAUUAUAAAUUCGAGAAAUUGCAGUCAAUUAAAUUGGGGACUUUUCCAUUGGAAGAAUCUCACACUGGAGAGUAUAUAAGUGAAAAACUAGCUACCCUUUGCAAAGAUUGGAAAAUAGAACUGGAAAGUGUCGUAGCUGUGAUUACCGACAAUGCGGCUAAUAUGGUCAAAGCCAUUAAUUUAACGUUUGGUCGAGAGAAGCAAUUGGGAUGUUUCGCGCAUUCCUUGCAAUUGGUUCCUACAAAUGCCAUAAAAUUUACUCCUGGAUUGUCUGCAUUAAUAUCGAGCGUAAAGAGAUUGGUUACUUUUUUCAAGCAGAGCACGAACGCAUCCGAUGAACUAAGGAAGUUGCAGUUGCUACAAGGAAAAACAGAAGGGACAAUACGAAGACUAAUACAGGACGUCGAUACAAGAUGGAACUCUGAAUUUAGUAUGGCAAAAAGAUUUAUUGAAAUGGCUCCUCUUGUAAGUGCAGUACUGGUUCUGCAGAAAGGUAGUCCACCAAUGUUAAAUCGUGACGACAUGGAAACCCUGCAAGAAUUAGUAGAAAUGUUAUCUCCAAUAGAACAAAUUACUCGAGAAUUAUCUGCGCAAGAUUAUGUCACUUGUAGCGCUAUCAUCCCAAUGGUCAAUUGUUUAACUGUUUCCUUAAAUAACAUGGAAGCCGUGAAACCCAUAACGCGUCACUUGAAGCAAAUUCUGUUGACUGAAAUCGAGGAGAGAUUUCGCAACAUUGAGAAUGUUCCGAUUUACGCAAAAGCAACAAUUCUGGAUCCUCGUUUCAAAACGAUCCAUUUCAAAAGUGCCCUUGCUGUGGCAACCGCCAUGAAAAAAAUUGCCAGUGAAAUGAGAGCAAAUAAUAGUCAUAAUAUGGAGAUCCUAACUGAACCUAUUUCAACUUCCUCGACACCUAUUCGAAAACAGAAUUCAGCAGACAUUUGGAUGCAUCACGAUAAAAUCGUUGAUAAAACACUUUCAAAUGUAGAUGAAGCAGGUGGCUUACCCGUGGAAUUAAGGCAAUAUAAAAAUCAAGCUGUCCUUCAUAGGUCCGAAAAUCCCAUAGAACACUGGGAAAAGUUGAAACUUGCGUUUCCACAAGUGUACAGUGUAGCAAUUCGAUAUCUUCCAGUCGUAGCUACUUCGGUACCGUCUGAAAGUUUGUUUUCUUUAGCCUCUAAUAUAGAAACAAAGUACCGAAGUAGAAUUCAUCCUGAUCGCUUAUCAGAAUUAACAUUUAUGGCUUCUCUAAGUGAAGAGCAGUGGGGAUUUCCUCAUGCUGUGAUAUCAAAAACAUAAUAAUACGUAUAAUUUAGUAACUUUCAAGACUGUUUUUAUUUAAAUUCUUUAUUAUUUUAUUUUUUGUUGUUUAUUUAAAUAAAUAUUAAUUAGAGAAAUAUAGCACUUUUAGUGCUUGUAAAAGACUGCUUCUGACAUAAAGAUAAUUAUGAUAAUAAUUAUUAAAACAUUUAAUGGUUUUAAAUAAUUGUAGUGUGCUUCUAAGUGUACAGUAAGUUCAAUAUGUAUACGGUAUUUUUAAAACUGUUGAAUUUUCAAAUUUAAUUUGAACU
Molecule: messenger RNA, 2295 nt
Organism: Leptopilina heterotoma
Lineage: Eukaryota; Metazoa; Arthropoda; Insecta; Hymenoptera; Figitidae
Product: E3 SUMO-protein ligase ZBED1-like
Exons: 4
Coding region: 62-2023 (653 amino acids)
Molecular function (GO): DNA binding; protein dimerization activity
Source: RefSeq, a predicted model, not a curated record